AAGUCAGUCGUACCGCGGCGCGCAACCUGUUAGCGUCGUUUCCGUUGUGAACCGCGCGGGCUCCGUUUCGCUUCGACUCUCUCGCACGAUUUCUCCAUUCAACUGCGCCACUGAUAAUCCACAAUCGUUCACCUCGUCGUUACCAUUACUGAUUUCGAGAUCGGUCGAUAAUUCUGGACUUCUGGAAAAUUGUUACCGAUCGACGCAGUCAGGUCCGGGUUGACGAACCCUCCGAAGAGGCGACGUGGUUCCCGUAAAAAUGCAGCGCGGCGUUGGAACGUUCGACACAUAACCAUGCCGUGAAUAUACGAGCUAAAACACAAAGCCAAAUCACUGUCAGCGUUGAGAGGUACCAUCGGUCGAGGAACGUAAAAUCGAAAGUAUACGUACCGUUCGAUCGCGACUAAGGGGAAUCGAGUUACGAGAAAACGACUCCAAUUCUCGAACACGACUAAUCGUGUUCUUUGAAUUGGAGUUUGUUGCGAUGCAACAAACCAUUGGACACAAGUGUAUAUCAACGUGAAAUGUAAUUGGUGAUUCCAAUUAACGAUUGAUGAAUAAUCAGAUUAAUUCAUUCGUGAAGAUUGCCUAGCUGAGGGUACAGGAUACGAUCACUGAUCGAUCUAACGGUCGCGAGUGAUUAUUGCCAACGUUACUCCAAAAUAAUUACUGGUCGCGUCUGGUGCAUACGUGUUCCGGGAAUCGAGACAAGGAACGACACGAUUAAUCGGUCGUUUUGUGCGAGUCCAGUGGUGAAGAGGAAAUCGAGGCACGAAGAAACCAAAUCGAGAUCGAAUUUGUGCGCGUUGUGCAUGAGUAGUGCUACCGCGCGAUUCAGUUUAUUUUGUGCUGGCAGAGGGAACCGGAAGCCGCUAUAUUGGAGAGGAAGCGGGAAAGCGGCGUGCCGCUAUUCUGUGUACCCCGGCAGAGGCGAUCGUCGCAGCCAGAAAAUAAUGAAGAGAUGAUCGCGAGCCUACCGAUACACAGCGGCGGCGGCGGCGGCAGCGGAGGGCUGAACAGCCGCGUGGGCCGCGGAUUGGCCCUUCACAGGUCCAACUCCAGCUUGGAGCUCCCGCACAGUCCGGACCCAGCCUCUCGAGUGCCAGAAACCCCUCUCAGAAGGGAGUAUGGAUCUCACGGAAGCAUCGACGUAGUGGCGCAGUCCGUAACCGUCGGCGAGAACUUGUUCGCGAUGCUCCAGGAUCUGCGGCCAUCGUCGUCGGAUCAACGGAAUUCUGUCGGCGUGGAUUACCUGAGGCGCGUCCCCGACGGGCAGACAGUGGACGCUGACGAGGUCUGCGGUCCGACAGGUGGCUCGAGUCCCAAGCUGCGACUGAAAUUAAACAGAUUGUGGGGCGCGAAACCGCCACGAGCGAUGGAGGAGAGCUGUGGUAGCCCGGUGGUUUCGGCGGACGUCGAGGAGAGGCACAGACGACGAGCGUUCGCUCAUUACGAUUGCCAGUCCCUCACGGCGAAUCUCGGUUACGCGGCGAAAUUGAGGGGCAUCCUGCUCGCGAGGAGGAGGAACACAGCGACUGGUGCCUCGGCUGCCAGCUCCUUCAGGGCGUCUACACCCGACGAGACGCCCGAGGAAGACGCCGGCGACGGAAAAGGUAACGACCUGCUGGAAUCGUGCCCGUUUUUCCGAAACGAGAUCGGCGGCGAAGGAGAGCGAGAAGUGGGUCUUACUCGGUGCUCCCAAGGAAACGGAGUUCACAGACCGCCUUUAUCGUACGGUAUCGCGGUUUUGGAGCCAGCGCCCGGCGAAACGUUAUGGAAGCACAGUUGCCCGCUGCAGAAACGACCGCUCCCCAUCGAGAGCGUGGACGAAGGCGCACACUAUUACAGGAGAUACUUUCAUGGUCGAGAGCACCAAAACUGGUUCGGCAUGGACGAGCAACUUGGUCCAGUUGCGAUCAGCAUUCGUAAGGACGUUAAUCAGUAUAGAAUAAUUGUACGCACCUCUGAACUCUUGACGCUCCGUGGCUCUGUACCGGAAGAGGCGCUGGGGAUCAGGCCUCAGGGCAACAGGCUGCCCACCAGGGAACUUUUGGAGCUGGUAGCCCCGGAAGUGCAACUCGGGUGUCUCAGGCUCGGCACACCAGCCGCUGAGGAAGCUCUCGCUCGACUGGACGAGCAAGGACUCUCCAACAGGUACAAGGUCGGUGUCCUCUACUGCAGAUCCGGUCAGAGAACCGAGGAAGAAAUGUACAACAACCAGCACGCUGGCCCGGCUUUCCUCGAGUUCCUCGACGCUAUUGGCCAAAGAAUAAGACUGCGAGGAUUCGAAGGUUACAAGGCUGGCCUGGAUACGAGAACCGACUCGACAGGUACCCACGCGGUCGCAGCCACGCAUCGAGGAGCGGAAGUAACGUUUCACGUGUCGACGAUGCUACCCUUUACGCCCAAUAACAGGCAACAGCUGCUUAGGAAGAGACACAUCGGAAACGACAUAGUCACGAUAGUUUUCCAGGAGCCUGGAGCGCUGCCGUUCAGUCCGCGGAGGAUACGCUCGCAAUUUCAGCACGUAUUCAUCGUGGUCAGAGCCAUAAAUCCAUGCUCUGAUAAUACUCAGUACAGCGUGGCCGUGUCCAGAAGCAAGGAAGUGCCCAUUUUUGGCCCUCCUGUUACACCUGGUGCCACGUUCGCCAAGGGAAAGACCUUUGCCGAUUUCAUCCUGGCUAAGGUCAUCAACGCUGAAAACGCAGCUCACAGAUCAGAGAAAUUCGCCACGAUGGCGACCAGGACGAGGCAAGAGUACCUGAAAGAUCUCGCGACGAACUACUCCUCCACCACAGUGGUCGACACUGGACAGAAAUUUUCCAUGCUGUCGUUCAGCAGCAAGAAGAAAGCGGCGGUGAGACCAAGAUUGUCCUGCGACGCGUCGCAACGCGGCGCCAUAUGCUGGCAAGUGAUACUGGAGGACAGUAAUCAGAACACGGAUUGUUAUCUAGGAAUAAGCGUGGACACUGUCGUUCUCAUCGAGGAACACUCUAGACAGGUCGUUUUCGUCACCCCUUGUGCCAGCGUGCUUGGCUGGCACGCUCAAACGAACAGCUUGAGACUGUACUACCACCAAGGAGAGUGUAUAACGAUACACGUGCGUGGCGAUUACGGAGAAAGGGACGAAUUAAUGGAGAUCGUGGCUCGACUGCGCGCUGUAACUCAAGGGGCACCGGCUACGGAACUCUCUUUGAAGAGAAACAGUUUGGGACAAUUGGGUUUCCACGUUCAGCCAGAUGGAGUGGUGACGCAGGUCGAAAGCAUGGGCCUGUCUUGGCAAGCGGGAUUAAGACAAGGGUCCAGGCUCGUAGAAAUUUGCAAAGUAGCCGUAUCUACCUUGAGUCACGACCAGAUGGUCGACUUGCUCAAGACCAGCGCGCAAGUCACGGUCACCGUCAUACCACCGAGCAACGACGGUAAUCCUAGAAGAGGUUGUUCGCUGCAAAAUUGCCAGUAUUUGUCGAGCAACUACGAGGGUGACUACGAAAACGUAACCAGUCCAGAUAACACGCCGACUCAGCAAACAGCCAUGUCUCAUCAGAGACGAUACGAGCGUUCCUUCAGUCCGCCGAGAUCGAGCAACAGUUCUGGUUACGGAACCGGAUCUAGCUCUAGAUCGUUCAACGAUCCACGCUUUCCCAUGGAAGGAACGAUGACCAGCAGCAGCAGCGGGCACAGCAGCGCGGAUGAUCGCUGGUACGAGCUCCUAGAACCGCAGGACCAAGACAAUGGGCAUCGAACGGACGGCACUCCACCGCCGCCUCUCCCAGCGAGACAAAAUUAUCAAGUGGUGACGCCCAAGUCCUCCCAAAAAAAGGAGAAAGAGUCCCACUACGCCAGCAGCAAACAGUUUUCGGAGAACUCGAAGCAGCACCACGGUCACGAUCAUUAUACCAAGGACGGCAAUUACGCGUCGUCGAAAGCGAUACAGGAGAGCGCGAGACACGAGAGCUAUCAGAGGCAAUUGGACAACGCUCACAACCGUAGCCAGGAUCACGUCACCUCCAAUUACGUGAAACUCCAAAAGGAGAAAUACGAGAUCAAGCAGGAGAAUCUGUACGCGUCCCAGAGGGAACUCCACAAGAACGAGACGCAUCACGUCGGCCAUCAGAAGCUAACCGCGUCCAAUUCCCUUCCGUUGGCACAGAACGCGUCCUACAGCCUGCCCAAGUCCAACAGCAACAACAACCUGGGCAGGUACAACGACUACGAGCAGUCCAAGUACGACUACGAGGGCGGAAAGCCUGAUAGAAACUCGAAAUACGAAGCUCAGGAAGAGAAACUGUUGGAUAGAAGCGGACAGAGCAAGUACGAGCAAGAGGUGCGAAGCCACGAGAAGAGGACGAUGGGCUACGAGUACACCGAGGACUUGUACGAAAGGAGGAACAGUAAGUACGAUAUGGACAUCUCCAAGUACGAGUUGGAGUGUCAGCACAACGCCAACGAACGGAAGCACAUGGACAACGAGCAAAAUCGAGAGACUAUCAGGUACGAGAUACCCCACGAGUUCAAGGUGGGCGAGAAAGUCACGUGUCUAAAGACCACCAUGACAGAGAGGCCCGUGCCUCACAAGAUAAACGUCGAGUAUCGACAGACGAAAGACUUCACCGCAAGCCUUCCGCCAGAAGUUAGGAUUCCCGAUGUAAACUGCUCCGAAACCACUACUCUGCCCAGCGAGGACGAACUGUCGAACGGUUCUGGGAGCGUGUCGCCUAGACUGAGAAGAGCCAACAAGCAUCGCGGAGGAAAUGUCACCCCUUCGAGCGGUAGCUCCAGAAACCAGAGCCCCAGACCGAAACCAGGCGUACGGAAUUCUCACAGGAAUUCCGCCAACCUGACGUCCAGCACGCUGCAAGAGGAUCUGAUGAAACUGAUCAAUCCUGACUACAUCGCUGACGACGGUCAGAUAACCAACAACAACGUGAACGCAUUGAUCAAUCAGCAGAACUCAAACAAGAUCAAUAACAAUCUGCUCGAGAUCCAGAACAGAUGCAGGUCCAGGGAGAAUCUGUGCGGCAGCAGCGCCAGCACGCUGACCGUUUUGUCGACGAACGGACAGGAGAAUGGAAACGGGAACGGGUCAGAGGUGAUCCUCACGAUGGCCAGGCCGGCUACAGUGAUCUCCAACGCGAGCACAGCCUCCAGUCCUGCGCCCAGCGAAAACAAACUGUCGAAGGAAGAGAGAUUGUCACCGCGCGUCACCAAACCUCCGCAUUCGAUUUCCAAAGCGCCCAGCAACUUGACCUCGAUCAAAGACGCGAAAAACCAUAACGACACGGACGUAGACUGCUGGCAGAACCACCACCACCACGUGGACGCUAGGUCGAAGCAACACCCUCAGGAGUGGCCGGACGACAGGCUCAUCGACGGGUGCAGUAAUAUCGCUAAUUCCGUGUCGGAUUUGCAAACCCACCUGUCAUCCCUGGAGCUCAGGGUAGCCAGAGAGACUCGGCGAAGACUUUCUCUGGAAGACGAGGUCCGUCGUUUGCGGGACGAGAAUCGACGUUUGCAGGACGAGAGUCACGCGGCAGCCCAGCAGCUUCGACGUUUCACAGAGUGGUUCUUUCAAACGAUAGAUCACCAGUAAUAUUUAACAGUAAUGGUAUCGAUGAUUUUCAUUCGAAAAUAUUAGCGAUCGUUUAUAUUUUUCUCCGACGCGUAGUUCCCCGAUCGUGCCAGAGUACGAUCUUCUCGUUAAGAGCAGUAUUAGUUCCGCGUUUUUCCUCGAACGUCGUCCACGUAGAUUUUAAGACGCGAAUCGACGUUAAUUUAAAGCAAUUGCAAACGAAUUCGCGCGAUUCGAAACGAAGGCGUACAUACAAACGUACUGUUUAACGCGUUGAACGCUGGUUCCUACGAACCGAUGGUGAACUUCUUGCUUGGGCAGCAAAAAUAUCGACUUCGUGGCGUAUUGCGUUCAUCAGACCAUCGCAGCUUGUUAAACAGUGUAGCGAACAGUAAUAAUACUGAAAACGUAGAUUUAACAGUAUUUGCAAAGGAAACAUUUUUUUUCAUUCAAGUAUUAGGCUCUUUAUUUAUUAUUUUUUAUUACACAGAGACUGACGUCGUUUGAAAGUUCAGCGUCGGCGUGUAGACAACACCAUCGUGGCGUUUAACGUGUUAAGGAUGUCCAGAGAGGAACGCUUUUCCCUCGCGACAUUUUGUAUCAUAGAUUUUAGUUCUCGAUAGUCUUAAGUCGUACAAGUGUAAGUUACCUGUAUGCUCCGUUGAAACAUUGACGAGUAUUUUGCAAUGACCAGAGAGAUACCUGUAGAUUCGACGAACGUGCAGCCUCUGUCCAUUCGAAGAAACGUUGGUUUUCUUCGUCUUUUACUCGUUAACGAUUGUUGACGACGAACACGAAUGACGUCUUGCUUCGAAACGACCAAAUAUUACUAGUUGUCUAAGGAUUACUUUUCAACUCAUCCCUGUAAUUUAUUACGUGUUUUGUAUAAUCGUUCGGGGUAUUGUUAAUCGAGCCAGAAGGGAACACUCUCGUACGCGUAUGGAGAUGAAAAAUUAAAAAAAAAAAAAAAAAAAACAAAAAAAAAGAAAACAUUCCACCACGCACGAAACACGAAUUGUUAAUCAUUUUGAUGCCUCGAUCGUCCGUCACGAGGCUUUUGUUUAUUCUUCGCAAUAAGCUCUUUGUCUUCAUCGAGCGUGAAGACGUUAUCCAUCGAGAAAAGUCUGUAAGUUAAAGAAAUAAAAAGAACUGAAAAAUGCAUACAACGGUAGCAGUGGCGUCACUAGUUUUUGAUGUCACCCGAUGUGGCAAAAGUCAUGUAUCAUCAGUGAAGAAACAAUUUCUUUUUCUGUUUACUCUUAAAUGUCAACUUGACCAGCAAUAUUUACAGACAAUUAUUUCAACGUCCUAGUGACGUCACCGCGCAAGAAGAGAAUGUCAAUUUUUAUCGUCGACGAAAAUAAGGAUCCUUGUAUGGUGAAAUCGGGAUGAAAAAGGUAGGUGUUUAAAUAAUGAUAUGCCACGGUUAGAAUAAAAUAGUUUAUUGUAAUCCACAGAAAAAAAACAAGACAUUUCCAUGACGCCUGAAGACUCACUGUUCUGUGUGUCUGGUUUAACAAUAGCUGUGAUUACACCCUUUCCUGUUCGAGACCAACGGAAACGCGCAUUCGUGUAUCAUGUCAGAACGUCGAGGUGAGCAAUACAAGAGUAUUCGACCACGUUAUUUUACAGACAAAUUCUUUUACGUUAAUCCGCCGUUUUAACCAUUCAUUUUUUGUCAAUAGCGCGUAACAGAUUCUGUAUUUGUAUAUCUAUAUAUAUAUAUCGGAAUACCCAUUAUAACGAAAAAAACCUGGGACUGCUCUCACACAAUACUAACACCACGAAUGUAUGCAACGAUAGUCUCACUUUCGAAGCGACUAUUUUCGCUUCUUCGGUGUUCCGUGGCCAGUAAACAGAGCCGCGAAUCAUUUCUUCCAUCCAGAAAUGGGCAAAGUUUUCUCGAUAAACAAUUUCGAAUGAAAUAUUUUACACUGCAUUAAUUACCCAUUUAAUUGAAUAAAACGUCGCGAAUGAAACGGCUGGACGUUGGUUUUAUUCGUUGUGGACUAUUCGGAACGAAAGUUUGCCCAUCUCUGACAUUCAUCAGUUCGUUCGCUCCUUAAGUACAUGAGAAGGUAUGCAAUACCGAAUGUGGUUAGCGUUUAACGUGUUCGUAUGUUUUCGACUUAAGUUUAAUUCAGCAACGUAACAUUCGUUACGCGUUUGAAUGAAAUAUAUUUAUAUAUAUGCCCUGUGGAAGAUAGACCUCGAUCAAAGAGAUUCAGCGACGAGUGAUUAGCUCGAGGAAAUAGAAUUCUAUACAUGGAUCGACAGCUACCAUCUGUUAUCGAUUAACCGCGAAUAUCAUGCGUUUAGGGUGUAUGGUUAAUUUUCUUUUCCGUAUUAACAUACAUCGUGAACGCAUAAAAUCCGCAGUCUAGUUAUCGAGAAAAAAUACGAUGUAGAUAAUGAACACGCGAAGAUGACACUCGCAGUGAUUCAUAACACGUGUACCAGUAAAAUCAUCGAACCCUUAACGGUUCUCCCAUUCUCUAAGGCAGCGUUUCUCAAACUCACCUGCCUGGACACCCUCGAUAAUUGAAAAUUUAUUUCGAAUCCUCCAGAGUAGAUUAUGUUAUUAUUUCGCAUGACGUAGAUUGAAAAUUCGAUAUUCGUUACUCCUUAGGAGAAUAAGACCAAUCGAUAUUUUUCUGUUGAAUUUUCAAUCUACAUCAUCAUAGAGCAAAGGACGAAAUAACAAGCAAUUGUUGAACGAUUAAAUUAUUAUUUCAAUAUAUUUCAAAAAACUACUGUCUAAACAAGUUUCAAUUUAAUUUCAAUGGUAUCUGACAUAGUUAUAGCCCUGACAAGCUAUAUUAUAAUUUAUAAUAAUGUACUACAGUUGCGGUAUCGUUUGUCACGACUAUAAUUAUAUAACGUAAAAAUAUAAAACCAUUUAAAUUGAAAUAAUAGUUGGAAUGAUAGCUUGCUUAUAAAAAUAUACUAUAAUAUAUUAUUUAUAUUAAUGUAUUAUAAUAUAGCUUGCCAAGAUUACAAUUAUGUUGAAUACACACACAUAUAUAUAUAUAUUUUUUUUUUUUACAAACGAACUAUCAUGCCAAUCAUUAUCUUAAUUUUAAAUGGUUUCAUAUUACGUUACAUAAUUAUAGUUUCGACAAGCUAUAUCCUCUAAUGUAUAAUAAUUUAUAAUGGCAUGAAACAUGAAUCAAUAUACAUAUAAAGCCAUGUGACAAUUCAAUCAAUGAACUAUUAAUUAUUCUGAAAAAUGGAUUCAUUUUUAUUCAUUUUAAUUUAUUUUCAUAUUAAUUUCUAUAUAAACAGACUCUAUCAUAUAAAUUCAAUUUUAAAUUUGAGUAGAAAUGCUUAAAUUUUAAUAAGGAACGAGAGGACCCUAUAGAAUUUUAUAAACAUUCAUACGAUUUCAUUUUUCUUAACAUCUACCGAGGGCAAAUCAAGAUUCUUUUUAUCGUUUUAAUACGAAGGGACGAUUGUCAAAAAAUGUUUCGAUAAUUGGGAAUACUAUCAGCAUGAUCACCGACCUAGUUUGAGAAACACUGCUCUAUAGUAAUUAUUCCCUCCCCCCC
Messenger RNA from Hylaeus anthracinus, 9117 nucleotides. RefSeq names its product signal-induced proliferation-associated 1-like protein 2. Lineage: Eukaryota; Metazoa; Arthropoda; Insecta; Hymenoptera; Colletidae. The record is from RefSeq and is a predicted model, not a curated record. Bases 962 to 5590 code for a protein of 1542 amino acids. Gene Ontology annotation, biological process: regulation of small GTPase mediated signal transduction; activation of GTPase activity. The transcript has 14 exons. Gene Ontology annotation, cellular component: cytoplasm. Gene Ontology annotation, molecular function: protein binding; GTPase activator activity.